AUGUCGUCCAGAGCAAACAGACGUAAGGAGAUUCAGGAGAAACAAGACCUCCAAGCAAAGUUCCAGCUUUCCAUUCAGCAAAUGAACACGAAGGUGUCCAAUUGGUUAUCAUCACCUGAAAAGAAAGAGGCCCAACCGGAAAUACCUGCUGACAAUCCAUUUCUACAGUUACCUAUCAUUCCACAAGGGGGGACUUUAUCCAACAUGAAAGAUUUGAGCACAGUGAAAGACUUUGUCGAAGGAGACGGCAAGAAACCUCACGGAAUAGAGAAAGAUAAAAAGACAUCUACAUCACAACCAAUGACCGCUUUAUUAAAUAGGAUAAGAGAUGAGCAACGUCGAAAUACAGCCAAUAAAUUUAAGGCAAACGGAACAGGAAAAGUACACAAGGACCCCCUGAAUAAGCAGAAAGCAGUUACUAUAAAGAAAAUCCAUGAUAUUGAAGACGAUGAUGAUGAAAUAUCGAAUAAGCAUCGACAUCGGGCGGUGACCAAAAGUAGUGGGCUCCAAUUUGGUAAAAAGAAGAGACCCUUUUGA
Lizanozyma spartinae is the source of this 537-nucleotide messenger RNA. RefSeq lists its product as uncharacterized. Lineage: Eukaryota; Fungi; Ascomycota; Pichiomycetes; Serinales; Debaryomycetaceae. The coding region runs from base 1 to 537 and encodes 178 amino acids. Gene Ontology annotation, cellular component: 90S preribosome. The transcript has a single exon. The record is from RefSeq and is a predicted model, not a curated record. Gene Ontology annotation, biological process: ribosomal small subunit biogenesis.